AUGGCUCCCCUUACACGCCCGUUGUCUCCGUCGUCAUUCCUGGCUCAAGGUGGCUUCGAUCUUCGAAGGGCACGUUUUUCGGACCUCUCCGCCGCGGCACGUGUGUGUUCCCUUGCUUUCGACGACGACGUCCUCUUUGGCCGCCUAAUCCAUCCUUAUCGGAAGUCGUAUCCUGGCGAUGUCGACAAGUAUUGGUAUCGCCGGUUCGUCGUCGACUGGUGGGACCGCAGCCACAUUUUCCUUGUCACGACAGUACCUGCUGAGGGUGGGCGCGGGGAGAUCGUGACUGGGGUCGCACAUUGGAGCCGGAUAGCUCCAAGCUGGAAGGAGAAUUAUGAGGCUGGUUGGGGAUACGCCUGGUGGGAUCCAAGACGUUUGCUUCGACCCAUAGCACAACUGGUUGUGCGGCUUGUUUCAUGGCUUUCGCCGAAUCGCGCGGCAUCACCGAAGGACGAGAACAUCAUCGAACGCUCUUACAACUACCUUGACCACAUCUGGACGGGCCCACGCUCCGAGUCUUGGUACCUCGAAUGCUUAGCCGUCCACCCUGAAUACCAGAACCAGGGCCAUGGCCGUGCCCUUGUCGCGAUGUGCGUGUGGCAAGCGCAAAAGGAAGGCAUCGCAUGCAGCGUGAUCGCCGCAGAUGGGAAGGAGAGGUUCUACCAGGCUUGUGGCUUUGAUAUUGGACCUGUCGGUAGGUCUGGCGAAGGGGAAGGUAAUCCCCUGAGGGAAGUACCCGGUGGCUUGGUGUUCUUCAAGGACAAGGAAGGUGUGGUGGUCCCCGACAGGGAGGUCGGAUCAUGGACGUAUGGGCACGGCGUGUUCGACUGGGAUAAAUGGAAGAAGGGCGUCGAAACCAAGAAGAUGACUGAUGCGUAG
This is a messenger RNA of Fonsecaea multimorphosa CBS 102226, 879 nucleotides long. RefSeq lists its product as uncharacterized. The record is from RefSeq and is a predicted model, not a curated record. Gene Ontology annotation, molecular function: acyltransferase activity, transferring groups other than amino-acyl groups. The coding region runs from base 1 to 879 and encodes 292 amino acids. The transcript has 2 exons. Lineage: Eukaryota; Fungi; Ascomycota; Eurotiomycetes; Chaetothyriales; Herpotrichiellaceae.